CGGCAGGAAGCGGAACAGCGGAGCGGCGGAGCGGCAGGUGAAAUGGACGAACCCUCGGAUCAGAUGAGGCCCCUCCUGAGCUCAGGUCUAGACGAAGAGGCGAUUGUUGACCAUGGAAAGACCAGCUUCACCACUCACUCCAACUAUGAGACGGAAGAUUUGGAAAGCCACAGAGCAGUGUACGUAGGUGUCCACGUUCCUCUUGGAAGAGAGAGCAAGCGGCGGCAUCGUCACCGAGGACACAAACACCACCGGAAGAAAAGAGAGAGAGACGCUGAGGAGGGGAAGGAAGAUGGCCGGGAAUCCCCAUCUUAUGACACUCCCUCCCAAAGGGUCCAGUUCAUCUUGGGUACAGAGGACGAUGACCUGGAGCACGUCCCCCAUGACCUCUUCACUGAGCUGGACGAGCUCUCCUUCAGAGACGGCAACAAUGCCACUGAAUGGAAGGAGACUGCCAGAUGGCUGAAGUUUGAGGAGGAUGUGGAGGAUGGUGGUGAGAGGUGGAGUAAACCCUACGUGGCCACACUGUCGCUACACAGCUUAUUUGAGCUACGGAGCUGUAUACUCAACGGCACUGUCAUGCUGGAUAUGAGAGCCAACACCAUCGAGGAUAUCGCAGACAUGUUGAUAGACAGCAUGGUGGCGUCGGGCCAGCUGAAGGAGGAGCUCCGUUUCCAGGUGCGAGAAGCCAUGCUGAAGAAGCACCACCACCAGAACGAGAGGAAGCUCAGCAACCGCAUCCCUCUGGUGCGCUCCAUCGCUGACAUAGGAGAGGGCCUGUCCUCUUCCCGUCUUUCUCUCCACAAGCCAGGAGUAUCCUCCUCUGUGUCCAACCUGUCCCAGAGACGAGAGUCCCGAGUCUCCGUCCUGCUCAACCACCUCCUGCCCUCUUCUUACUCCAACACUGGGUCCGCCCCAGGUCUCUCGCCCCACACCACCCCACAAAGUACCCCUGCUUUCUUCCGGCGCUCCUCCCAAAGCCCGCCGCGCACCCGUGGCACAGGCCCCGGCCCUCAUGGCAUCCCGGAGGUGGUGGUCUCGCCUCCCGAGGACGACGACCCACAGCACUCUACAGAAGACGCCCCGCUCCUCCCAGGACCCUUGGCGUCUCCGAACUCCGUCCCGAACAACCUGGAUGGCAAUAAGCCGGUGGAGAGGAGGCCAUCCAAAGUAGGGGUCAGUAGAGAAAGCAGCAGUGUCGACUUCAGCAAGGUGGACAUGAACUUCAUGAAAAAGAUUCCUCCGGGUGCCGAGGCAUCCAACGUGCUGGUGGGAGAAGUGGACUUCCUGGAGAAGCCCAUUAUUGCCUUUGUACGGCUGUCUCCUGCGGUCCUGAUCACGGGCCUCACAGAGGUGCCUGUCCCCACGAGGUUUCUAUUCCUGCUUCUGGGUCCUCACGGCAAAGGCCCACAGUACCAUGAAAUUGGCAGAUCAAUGGCCACACUCAUGACAGAUGAGAUCUUCCAUGAUGUGGCGUACAAAGCCAAAGACCGAACGGAUCUCCUCUCGGGGAUUGACGAGUUCCUGGAUCAAGUGACUGUCCUGCCUCCUGGAGAAUGGGAUCCCACGAUUCGGAUCGAGCCCCCCAAGAAUGUCCCAUCUCAGAUGAAGAGGAAGAUACCAACCACGCUCAACGGGUCUGCGUCCCAAGCCGGAGACUUGGAAAAGGAAGAGGAACAUGAAUCAGGACCUGAGCUGCAGAGGACGGGGAUGAUAUUCGGGGGUCUGAUCUGGGACAUCAAGCGGAAAGCACCGUUCUACUGGAGCGACAUCCGGGACUCCUUCAGUCUGCAGUGUCUCGCCUCCGUCCUCUUCCUGUAUUGCGCCUGCAUGUCCCCCGUCAUCACAUUUGGAGGUCUGCUGGGAGAGGCGACCAAAGGCAACAUAAGUGCCAUCGAGUCUCUGUUUGGGGCGUCGCUGACGGGCGUGGCCUACUCCCUCUUCUCGGGCCAGCCCCUCACUAUCCUUGGCAGCACGGGGCCCGUUUUAGUGUUUGAGAAGAUCCUCUUCAAGUUCUGCACCGACUAUGGCCUCUCCUACCUGUCACUGCGAACCAGCAUCGGCCUGUGGACGGCCUUCCUGUGUCUCGUCCUGGUGGCGACGGACGCCAGCUCCCUGGUCUGCUACAUCACCAGAUUCACGGAGGAGGCCUUCGCCGCGCUCAUCUGCAUCAUCUUCAUCUACGAGGCUCUGGAGAAGCUGUUUCACUUGGGGGAGCACUUCCCGGUCAACAUGCACAACGAGUUGGACAAUCUGACUCUGUAUUCGUGUCAGUGCGCUCCACCAGCCAAUGUCACGUACGAGCAUGAGCAGAAGUGGAAUCAGUCGGGUUACGAACCAGACUCUGUCCCGUGGAGCAGCCUCAGUGUUUCGAUGUGUCAAACGCUCGAGGGGGAGUUUGAGGGUCCCGCCUGUGGUCACCAUGGUCCCUACAUCCCAGAUGUUCUCUUCUGGUCGAUCAUCCUCUUCUUCACCACCUUCUUCCUCUGCUCCUUCUUCAAGCAAUUCAAGACGGAGAGAUAUUUCCCCACCAGGGUGCGCUCCACCAUCAGCGACUUUGCUGUGUUUAUAACCAUCAUGGUCAUGGUGCUGGUGGACUAUCUAAUGGGAAUCCCAUCUCCUAAACUGAAUGUUCCUGACCGCUUCGAGCCUACUUCAAAGAACCGGGGCUGGCUAAUGGACCCGCUAGGAGACAACCCCUGGUGGACACUGCUGGUGGCUGCGCUUCCUGCCCUUCUCUGCACCAUCCUCAUCUUUAUGGACCAGCAGAUCACUGCAGUCAUCAUAAACCGCAAGGAGCACAAACUCAAGAAAGGCUGUGGCUAUCACCUGGACCUGCUGAUCGUGGCCAUCAUGCUGGGUGUGUGCUCCAUCAUGGGCCUGCCGUGGUUCGUGGCUGCGACCGUCCUCUCCAUCUCCCACGUGAACAGCCUGAAGGUGGAGUCCGGCUGCUCCGCCCCCGGAGAGCAGCCCAAGUUCCUGGGCAUCCGAGAGCAGCGCGUCACCGGGUUCAUGAUUUUUGUCCUCAUGGGUUGUUCUGUUUUCAUGACCUCAGUGCUCAAGUUCAUUCCAAUGCCAGUGUUGUACGGAGUCUUCCUCUACAUGGGUGUCUCCUCCCUCAAAGGAAUCCAAUUCUUUGACAGGAUCAAGUUGUUUGGUAUGCCGGCCAAGCACCAGCCGGAUCUGAUCUAUCUCCGCUAUGUGCCGCUGUGGAAGGUCCAUGUCUUCACCCUGGUGCAGCUCACCUGUCUGGUGCUGCUCUGGGUCAUCAAGGCCUCUUCAGCGGCGGUUGUGUUUCCCAUGAUGGUUCUGGCGCUGGUCUUCAUCCGAAAGCUUCUGGACUUCUUCUUCACCAAGAGAGAGAUGAGCUGGCUGGACGACUUGAUUCCAGAAAGCAAGAAGAAGAAAGAGGAUGACAAGAAAAAGAAAGCUCGCGAAAAGCUGGAGGCGGAGUCCAGGCGGCAGAAAGAGGGGAUGGCACUGAAGGUCGGCUUUGAAGGCGCCAACCACCUCAGCAUCCCAGUGAAAACCCUCUCAGGGAGCCAGGAGAAGCUGGCCUGCGUUAGAGUGGACGUCAGCCCCGACUCGCCUGGAGCAGGAUCCACUUCAGAGACCUUCCUGUGAUAAAAGGAAGGCCCUCCUUCCCUCCUGGUUCCUUCUCGCACACCAACACUCCAUCUUAGUGGGAAAGAGGGGGCGUAGACCUGAAGCAGCACAACCUGCCUGCUGAGCGGCCACCUCCCGGGCGGAGCUCCCUCCCCUACACCCCCCCCCCCCGGGGCUGUGAGUCCUCUCAACUCUUGAAUGGUGCAGCACAUAAUGUACAAAUCGCUGUGACGACGUACUGUAGAGCGCACGCCUCCGAGGACCGGAGGAACCCUGCUGUCAACUGCCCACCGACGCUCACUGUUUAGGAAACUCUCUCUAGCAAAUCGGCUGUUCAAACCACAGAUGCCAAAGGAAGGGGCCUCCCUCGUGGGGAAUGUUGGACUGUGCGAAUUUGAUUUUAUUUCUAAACCCUCGUGUAUUUUAAUUUCGAUUUUACUGUCAUUCUUUUAGCUGGUCACAGUCCCGUAGAUGUCUGUGCGUUGUCCUGUCCCGUUUGUCUCCGUGUGUUACAGGUCGAGUUAAGUCCUUUUCGCUAAACGACACCAGCUUCUAACACACAUUCGAUUAUGAAGCCAGGUUGUGUUUCAGAAUUGGCCCGGCACACUACAGUACAUGACACAAACCAAAACCCAGGUACGUUCGGUCAGACUCCUCACGACUACUGCAUACAUCUUUAUAGACCUACUUACAAAUACCUCCUCCUUCCUCCAGGGGGAGCACUCAGUGUUGAUAUUGCUGCUUUGAAAGUCGGUCAGUUUAUUUUCACUGUAAACCUCACUGUUGAUAUAAUAUGUGCUGUUAUAGAGAUAUCAUGAUAUGUAUGUAUGUAUGUAAACUGUGUUCUUUUCAUUUCAUUUGCAUAUAGAAAACCUACUUCUGAGGCCAUAUAAAGUCUGUACUGUACAGUAAGCACUUUCCCAGUAUAGUUUCUUACCUAAAAAUGGAUUAUAUAGUGUGUUUAAUGGAAAGGUUUCUUCUCCCACAGAAUCUACAGAGCUGUUGUUCAAAUGUCAAACAACUCAGGAAUCUCGAAGGAUUUCUGACCGUAGUCACUUGAUAUUUUUGUCACAAGGCGGCGAUAAUUAACUGUCCACUGUGUCCCUGUCAUCGCUGGUACCACGACUAUUUUCAUAAAUGCUGUAAAUCAUUCAAUCUAGUGGGUGCAGGAGAAAAGCAACAGUAUAUUUGUGACCCCCGGUUAGUUGCACCUGUUUUUAUACUGUCUGUUAUAAUGUUAGUAAUAGUGUACGUGUGGUGUAAAGACUAGUAAACGUCUAGCGUUGCAAAAUCAUUUUAUGCAAGUCUACAGUAAGUGUAAAAAAUAUUCUAUUCUAUGAAGUUGUUCUUAUUUUGCUGCGUGCAGUCGUGUUUUAGCAAUAAGUGAGUGCUCCAUACUGUGCAACGUGUGGACUCGUGACUCUGAGCUCGUGUUCGGGCAAAAGGAUAAUUAGUGAAACGAUUGUCGUGUCUGUUUUCCUCGGCUCUGUCUGUGUGUAGCUGCAGUGACUAUACGAACAAUAGCUUAUCUACGUGCCUUGUUGGAGAUCUUGAUGUACAAGUCUAAUAUAAGUGUUCAGAACAUAUGUACACACACACAUACAUAAACAAGAUGGCACACAAACGCCAAAGACUGACCAUGGUCACUUUACGCGGCUCAGUGUUCUGUUCGUCUGAAUGUGGUUCCACGUCCGUGUGAAGGUCGUAGCCUGAGCCACCGACUCGCACCAUGUGACUUGUGUUAUCUUCCAUCUUCUUCUGAUGUAACUCUACCCGUGCACAGUGUUUCUACUGCCGCAGCACAAACGCUCUGUCGUCAGUAUUGAGGUACUGUGGGUUUUAUUUUUUUAUUAUCAAUGAACUGUCAAAUAACUUUACUGGCCUCAUCAAACAUGACGUUUACUCCAAAUCUUACUUUGAAAUCCUGGUUCUAGCUCCAUACAUGAUAAUGUAAUUUGUCCACCGACUACUAACUUAUUAUUUCUUAAUUAUAUUCAUUAUUUAGAUUUUUUUUAAAAGACCCAAUUUUCACAUCAUCCAUCUCAUUAAGAUUUAUCUCCUUAAAGAGGUGGACGAACAACAUCAGCAACAAACCAUCAUCACAACGACAAUGCACACGAACAGACGUGACAUCAGUGACGCACACUGCCACCUGUUGUCUGGAUGAGGACUUCUGUGUCAUGGCUGUUUGAUGCAAAGCAAUAAAAGUGUAAAC
Messenger RNA from Limanda limanda (common dab), 5821 nucleotides. Its product is annotated as sodium bicarbonate cotransporter 3-like. Gene Ontology annotation, biological process: transmembrane transport; bicarbonate transport; monoatomic anion transport. The record is from RefSeq and is a predicted model, not a curated record. Lineage: Eukaryota; Metazoa; Chordata; Actinopteri; Pleuronectiformes; Pleuronectidae. The transcript is spliced from 25 exons. Gene Ontology annotation, molecular function: solute:inorganic anion antiporter activity; monoatomic anion transmembrane transporter activity; sodium:bicarbonate symporter activity. The coding region runs from base 43 to 3624 and encodes 1193 amino acids. Gene Ontology annotation, cellular component: plasma membrane; apical plasma membrane; basolateral plasma membrane.